AUGAGGUUGAGGCAGACAUCCGGCUCUAUUGCCAACGACCCGAAGAGCAAGAGUCAAUCGCUCGGUGAUGUACAGAAAGUGACUAAAUUUGGUACCCUGUUCAUUGACCAAGAUCGAGCUAAGACUGGUACCUUUAACGGCAACGGGGCCAGCCCUCAACUACCUGUCAAUGUCAUCAUGUGGACAUCAGGCGUCGGACCGCUGAUGAGGGGCACUUUAUCAAGAACGGGUUCCAAUUGUUAA
Messenger RNA from Protopolystoma xenopodis, 243 nucleotides. NCBI's taxonomy places the organism in Eukaryota, Metazoa, Platyhelminthes, Monogenea, Polystomatidea, Polystomatidae. The record is from the annotation of a GenBank genome assembly.